AUGGCCGCAUUGCUGGCCCUAGUGGCUGUAAGCAUGUUUCACAUGGCAGCUGCCCAGUCUAUCCUGCCGCAACUGCCGACGCUUAACAUUGACAUGGAGGCCAUCAGCGUGUCCGGUGUCAGUGCGGGCGCUGCCUUUGCCAUCCAGUUUCACGUCAGCUACUCGCAUUCGAUCAUGGGCGUCGGCAUCAUCGCCGGCCCGCCUUUUUACUGUGCUGCCGGCAACGUUGACAUUGCCGUCAACAACUGCAUGCAAAUGCCUGACCUGAUUAUUACCGAGAACCUGAUUGCUGCGACCGAAUAUGCCUUCACCACGGACACCAUUGACGAUCCCAAGUACAUUUCCGAGGAUCGCGUGUGGGUUUUCACGGGCGAGAAGGACACGGUUGUGGUACCAGGUGUGGUGCAAAAGACGGACGAGUAUUAUCAACAUUGGCUCAGCUCGGACCGGCUCAUCUUCCGCACCACUGUGCCUGCCGAGCACGCUUGGGUGACUGACUUUGCCGGACGCAACUGCAGCUACCUGGGUGAUCCCUACAUCAACAACUGCGGUUUCGAUGCGGCUGGCUCGAUGCUGACACACUUUUACGAUCAAAACUUUACCCGGGCCAAGAGCUUCAACAGCAGCAAUCUCAUGCGCUUUGAUCAGUCAGCUUACGUGGUCAGCAAGACGCCCUCGCUCAUCAGCCUCGGCGACACGGGCUACGUGUACAUUCCCACCGCCUGCCAGAGCGGCAACUUGACAUGCAAGCUUCACGUGGUGUUCCACGGCUGUAACCAGGACCUGGAAACCAUUGGCACCCAGUUUGUUGAGGAGACCGGUAUGAACGAAUAUGCCGAGGCCAACAACUUUGUCAUCCUCUACCCGCAGGCUCGCCGCAGCAAAGAGGUUCCCUACAACCCCAAGGGUUGCUUUGAUUGGUGGGGUUACACCGGCAUUGACUACAGCUGCAAGACUGGCUCGCAGGUCCAGACUGUUGCACGCAUGCUCAAGGACCUGACAGGCUCGUUUGCUUGA
Molecule: messenger RNA, 1017 nt
Organism: Monosiga brevicollis MX1
Lineage: Eukaryota; Choanoflagellata; Craspedida; Salpingoecidae
Exons: 5
Coding region: 1-1017 (338 amino acids)
Cellular component (GO): extracellular region
Molecular function (GO): hydrolase activity
Source: RefSeq, a predicted model, not a curated record